AUGCCGGAGUAUACUCGGACCGCCUGGCUGGUGCGAAAUAAUUGGCAGGCACUACACAGCUCUGUUUUUAAUAAUUUGGACACAGUUCUGCGUGAUGAUGGCAGCGAAACAGAGGAAGUGGAGUGUUUUCUCUAUGAAGAGCGCUUAAAUCGAUCGUUUUUAUCCAAAGGCUCAGUAAUUGGCCUAGGAUUCGGAUUAAUGAGUCCGGUGCUUGGCAUGAGCAGUACUAUGAGCAUAGGGCUAUUGAACGGUGGACCUUUGACCAUAAUGGGUGGUUUUUUGAUCUGCGGUAUAGCGACGUGGUUCUGCUCACUGUCACUGGGGGAAAUCAUUUCCAAAUACCCGAUAGAGAUCCAUGGGGGAUCUGCAAUGCUAGCACCAGCACGAUUGAAGCUUAUAUGUUCCUGGUACACGGGCUGGCUAAUGCUUUUAGGCAACUGGGCCAUGAGUACUAGUAUCACAUUUGCCGGCGCCCAGCUUCUGGUCUCGUUGAUCGCAUUAACGAACGAAAACUUGAUUAAGACCGAAAAUGUUGUUCUUCAUACCGUGUUGGCAUUUUAUGUCAUUGUGACUCUCGUGGGAGUCGUCAAUUUGAAGCUAGCGCGAUUUAUCGAGACAAUUAAUAAGGUUUGCGUUUAUUGGAUCAUCUACGCGAUCAUAUUUAUCGACAUUUUACUCUUACUUUUCCAUUCUGGCAAUUAUCGGUCCUUGAAAUUCGCGCUGAUGCAUUUUGACAAUCGGUUUUCAGGGCAUCAAAGCGUUGUGCUAUCGUUUCUCAUCGGUUUCCAGCAGUCGAGUUUCACGUUGCAAGGAUUUAGUAUGCUGACAGCUGUUUCUGACGAAGUUCAGAGACCGGAAAGAGAUAUACCGCAUGGGAUGUCUACUGCCGUUCUAAUAUCAUGGUUGGCAGGCAUAGUAUUCCUUCUGCCGAUCAUGCUCAUAUUACCCGAUCCGCAAACCAUUUUAGACAAUCCCAAGAUUGCUCCUGUGGUACUCAUCUUCACGCAAUCCACACAUUCGAUGUUCGUCUCUUUUUUCCUAGUGUUGAUGAUUCUAGGAAAUCUUCUCUUCUCAGGUAUAGGAUCAAUUACCACGUCCUCAAGAGCUGUAUACAGCAUGGCACGAGACUCUGCGAUGCCUUACAGCGAGAUCUGGACCUAUAUCGAUGAAUCUUCUGCAUCUAAAGUACCCAAAUUUGCAGUGCUUUUAAGUAUGGCAGUUUCAUAUAUUUUGGGCCUACUUGCAUUAAUCUCCACUGCCGCAUUCAAUGCUUUUAUUGGGGCUGCUAUUAUAUGCUUAUGUUCAGCUACAUGUAUUCCUUUCAUUUUAGUGAUGGUAUCAAAACGCCAAGCGUUACAGGGCGCACCAAUAAAAGUUAAAAGGGGACUAGGAUGGGUUUUGAACAUCGCAAAUACAUUAUGGCUACUUUUGACAAUCGUAGUCAUAUGCGUGCCUGUCAAAAUGCCAGUAAGUUUCUCUACCAUGAACUAUGCGAGUCUGGUUUAUGCAUUCUUUCUAGUUUGCAUUACAGCACUGUAUUACAUGUGGGGCAAACUGCAUUUCAAGACCCCACUUGUCAAAGAACACAUUCCUUUACAAUCGCCUGCUCAGCAGGACAAAUCAAAGACAACGUCAUUGGCUGAAUCCCUUCAAUGA
Messenger RNA from Lachancea mirantina, 1656 nucleotides. The record is from the annotation of a GenBank genome assembly. Lineage: Eukaryota; Fungi; Ascomycota; Saccharomycetes; Saccharomycetales; Saccharomycetaceae.